CAUAGGUUGCCUCGUCCGAGUCGGGCGUCUUUGAUACCAAAUGUUGGGCACUUGAUUCAACUUUUACCAUGACACAGGUACAAAUUAAUGGUAGAAUAAGUAAUUUCAAACAUGUGAAAAAUAAAGGGAAUGAAUGCAGGUACAAGUAUCAAACUUGGAAGCGAGGGACACGAUGCCUUGUCUCUUUGAAGACAUCGCCAUGUCUGAAAUUUAGCUGAGAAAUCAAGCUUUGAUUUAAGCAUUCGACUAUUUGUCUUUCUGUGUCUCUGGAGUUGUCUACUUUCUUCCUUGCCCAACUGCCUUGUUCUGUCUUCUUCGAAUUAACAACAGGCGAGUGUUUUCCGACCAAAGUGAACCUCUUUGUUCUCAUGCACAGAAAACCCAGAAAGAAAUGAACCCUUUUCUGUCACAGAGCGUCACAUCGGUCCCUACUAAGAUGCCAAAGCCUCAAAUUUAGCUGCAACGAAAACAAUUCUCUGAAUUGCUACAAGGCUCUCUUUAAUAUAUCCCCUAGUCUGGAAUUUUCCCUUAGGCUACUCCGUCCAAUGCUAUAAAUCCUUCUCCAUACCCAUUCCCCUGUUUCAAACUGUCUUGACAUAAUACAUCAGACAGGGGAUAUGGCUUAUAGUGUCACUUAUACAACCUUUUGUAUAACCAGAGGUUCUUCCUAUGGCGGUGAUCAUGACAGAAAUGAGUGCAAUCUGAACAACGUUAGAGUGAACGGCACUCCAACCAGACCAGCUAAUGUUGACAGGCUCAAACAGAGCGCUGCAGCGGCCACCACCACUCUCACCGCAGUUGGUGAAAACGGCUGCAUAUCAAGAGAGAGAAUAAGGCAAAAUAUUCCAACCAAGAAACAGUUUGUUGAUCCUCAUCGCCAGGGGCUUAUGAUCGAAGGUAGUGUUGGAUACAGGCAGACAGUUGUUAUCCGUUCGAACGAAGUUGGUCCUGACAAGACUGCAACAAUUGAGAGCAUACUUAACCUAUUUCAGGAAACAGCAUUGAAUCACGUCUGGAUGUCGGGACUUCUGGGCAAUGGAUUCGGGGCUACACAUGGAAUGAUGAGGAACAAUCUCAUUUGGGUUGUCUCCAGAAUGCAACUUCAAGUUGAUCACUAUCCAAUCUGGGGUGAGGUACUGGAAAUCGACACAUGGGUUGGAGCAUCAGGCAAACAUGGAAUGCGACGAGACUGGCUCAUCCGAAGCCAAGCUACGGGCCACAUCUUUGCACGUGCUACUAGCACUUGGGUGAUGAUGAACCAGCACACAAGGCGCCUAUCAAAGAUGCCAGAAGAGGUGAGAGCUGAGAUUUCCCCUUGGUUCAUAGAGAAGCAAGCAAUCAAAGAUGAUGUCUCCGAAAAAAUACGAAAGUUGGAUGAAGCCACAUAUGGUAACUCUGACUUGAAGCCAAAGAGGAGCGAUUUGGAUAUGAACAAUCAUGUAAACAAUGUCAAGUAUGUGAAGUGGAUGCUCGAGGCUAUCCCGGACCAAGUUUUGGAGACUCAUCAACUUUCUGAGAUCACACUUGAAUAUAGAAGGGAAUGUGGAAGUUCAGACAUAGUCCAAUCACUAUGCGAACAAGAUGAAGAUGGAAUUUUGAGCGAUGGAGUGAAACGAAGCAGUGACAUUGGUCUACUCAACGGAUUCUCUUUAGCAUCAGAAAUUAUUGUGGGAAAUGAUCUACUGGGAUCCUUAGAUACGAUGCCAGUAAGAUAUACACAUCUCCUGCAAGUCAAAGGAGAGCCUAAAAAUGAAGAAAUAGUGAGAGGAAGGACCAAAUGGAAGAGGAAGCUUUCUACCUUUCCAUUCACUUCCUAACAGAAGUGAUCAUGGCAAGUGAUCAUAGAGGCUUCUAAAUUCAAGCUAAGAUGCCCACUAAUAUUUUUUGGGCAUUAAAGAUUGAUUUGCUUGAUAUCCCCCGACUUCUGCGCUCUGCUCCUUUUAGAUCCUUGAAAGGUACCAGAGCAUAAUUUGCCGUGAAUUGUGUAUUUUCUCUUGUAGGUAAUGGUGGGUGGGGGUGGGGUGGGUGAAGUUGCUACCAUCUCAGCAGGGGUUGAGUUAGUCCCUUUCAUGGAUUCUGUUGAGUAGAAUAAGCAGAGUGAGAGUUUCUUUUCUGGUUGUGAAAAUUGCUAUAGCUGAAGAGGAUAGGCAGAGAAAAAGGAAACGUCCGCCAGUGUGAUUCAAAGAAAUUAUUUGGUGAAUAACUAAAAAAUAAUAUAUGAAAAUUAUGAAAUUGUACCUGAUUGCAUCUGCA
This is a messenger RNA of Tripterygium wilfordii, 2253 nucleotides long. RefSeq names its product palmitoyl-acyl carrier protein thioesterase, chloroplastic-like. Gene Ontology annotation, molecular function: acyl carrier activity; fatty acyl-[ACP] hydrolase activity. The coding region runs from base 618 to 1817 and encodes 399 amino acids. Lineage: Eukaryota; Viridiplantae; Streptophyta; Magnoliopsida; Celastrales; Celastraceae. The record is from RefSeq and is a predicted model, not a curated record. The transcript has 6 exons. Gene Ontology annotation, biological process: fatty acid biosynthetic process.